Molecule: messenger RNA, 1236 nt
Organism: Raphanus sativus (radish)
Lineage: Eukaryota; Viridiplantae; Streptophyta; Magnoliopsida; Brassicales; Brassicaceae
Product: putative F-box protein At1g47790
Exons: 1
Coding region: 32-1156 (374 amino acids)
Molecular function (GO): protein binding
Source: RefSeq, a predicted model, not a curated record
UCAAGUUAGGGUUUUGUCGUUUGGAGUAAAUAUGGAGCGAAAAGAAAAGAAGGGAAAAACAAAAUACGGAAAAAGAAGAACACAAUCAAUUCCUACGGACCUACUCAUAGAGAUACUCUUAAGGCUGCCUGAGAAAUCUGUUGAUAGGUUUAGAUGCGUGUCCAAGUUUUGGUCAUCAAUAAUCAACGACUCAUCUUUUAUCAGCUCGUUUGAAACUCGCCACCCUCGUUCCCAACGGCCUCACCUUCUACUUUGUUUCCAAAACUAUGACGACUUGUAUGUUUCCUCGAUUCCACACCAUACUCACAACUCGAACAGGUCAUACUCUUCUUCUCUGUCUUUUGCUAAUCAUCAUAUGAGCCAACUCCCACAUAUUUAUAGUCAAUUUUCAUCUACCGAAUCUAUCCAUGGCUUGAUCUGCUUCAAGUCAGAAACCCCGAUAGUUUGGAACCCUAGCACGAGAAUGUUCAUAACUUUACCAACUAUACCACAACCUUGUAAGCACUGGGGCACGCCAAGAAUAUUUCUAGGAUAUGAUCCCGUUGAACGUAAACACAAAGUAGUGUGCAUUCCAAGGAAAAGGACUUGUUAUGUGUGCCGAGUUUUUACACUGGGAUCAGCUCAAGAAUCAUGGAGAACGGUCAAGAUUAAUCUUAAGCAUCAGUCUAGAACUCGGCCAGUUGGCCGAUGCAUUCGGGGUGUGAUAUAUUAUAUAGCAUCUACUUGUAAGGGCUCUGACUUUGUUGUAAUGAGCUUUGAUGUCAGAUCUGAAAAGUUCAAUAUGAUAAAACUACCAUCGGGAUUUGAUGGGGAUUUGCUGAUCACUUAUAAGGGAAGGUUAGCUUGUUUCAGUCGAAAGUAUCAUAAUAGAUUCUUGAUUUUGGAGGAUGCGCAGAAGCACAAGUGGUCGAGUCAAAUCUUUUUUACAACUUUGGAUGACUACAGUCUGAGUAAGAUAAAGGGUUUCGACCUAGUAGGUUUCUCUUAUGCUGGUGAGUUUAUUUAUGUACCAGACAUGUUUAGUCAAUUGCCUUAUAUUUUAUUAUGUGAUCCGGUAAGACACAGUUGGAGAAGAUUUGAGUUUAAAAGAGGGGCAGAUGACAAGCGUAGGCUCCUUGCUUUCCCGAAUCACACUGAUAGUCAAAAGUCUUUGUAACAAUUUGUUGCUGGUUUUCUUUUCUUUGUCUUUAGAGUGACACUCUUUAUGUAACCUCGUGAUUUCUUAAUAAAUUUUCU